Molecule: messenger RNA, 3516 nt
Organism: Pogona vitticeps (central bearded dragon)
Lineage: Eukaryota; Metazoa; Chordata; Lepidosauria; Squamata; Agamidae
Source: RefSeq, a predicted model, not a curated record
GGGGUUGUCUGUUGGGAAAGCCCUCUCCCUCCUUUGCCACUGUCUAGAUCACAAUCCCAGAGAGUAACUGCACUUGGUGUAAACUGUGACCUUUGUACUGUAGUUUCCUCUGUAUCUCACACCAGCAACCAGGAGUAUCUCCUUUGUCAUCCCUAUGGGCUUAUAUGGUGGAAUGUGCAGUUUGUGGCUUUUAUGAUUUAUUCUGAAGCAAAAUCCAGAGAGUCUCAAAUGGCAGUUCGAGUGCUUGUGAUUGGCAGUGGGGGCAGAGAACACGCUCUGGCUUGGAAAUUGGCACAGUCUCCUCAGGUGAAGCAGGUUCUGGUCGCUCCAGGAAAUGCCGGAACAGCAAAUGAUGGGAAAAUCUCUAAUUCAGUUAUUUCAAUCAGUGAUCAUGCCGCUCUCUCCAAGUACUGUAAAGACCAGGAGAUUGGACUUGUAGUGGUUGGCCCAGAGGUUCCUCUUGCUGCAGGAAUUGUUGAUGACCUCACUGCAGCUGGUGUGAGAUGUUUUGGUCCUACCAAAAAGGCAGCUCAGCUAGAGUCCAGUAAGAGCUUUUCCAAAGCCUUUUUUGACCGUCAUGGCAUCCCAACAGCAAAAUGGAAAGCUUUCACUAAUGCGGAAGAAGCAUGUGCUUUUAUUAACAGUGCAACUUUCCCAGCCCUAGUGGUCAAGGCAAGUGGCCUAGCUGCUGGAAAAGGUGUGAUUGUGGCUGCCAACAAAGGAGAGGCAUGCAAUGCUGUGCAUGAAAUAAUGCAAGAUAAAACUUUCGGAGCAGCUGGAGAAACAGUUGUUGUUGAGGAACUUCUUGAAGGAGAAGAGGUUUCUUGUUUGUGCUUCACGGAUGGUGUCACAGUUGCCCCUAUGCCCCCAGCCCAGGAUCACAAACGUUUAAUGGACGGAGAUCAGGGACCAAACACUGGAGGCAUGGGUGCAUAUGCUCCAGCACCUCAGCUGUCCGAAGAUCUGCUUCUGAAAAUCAAGAAUUCUAUUCUCCAGAAAACAGUUGAUGGUAUGAGGAAAGAGGGUGUUCCUUAUGUGGGUGUUUUGUACGCUGGGCUGAUGCUCACCAAAGAUGGACCUAAAGUCUUAGAGUUCAACUGUAGAUUUGGUGACCCUGAAUGUCAGGUAAUUCUUCCAUUACUGAAAAGUGACCUUUAUGAGGUUAUGCAGGCAACCAUUGACAGAAGGUUAUCUUCCUGCAUGCCUGUUUGGAUUGAAGACUGUGUGGCAGUGACGGUGGUCAUGGCAAGUGAAGGCUAUCCUGGAAGUUAUCCUAAGGGUUUGGAGAUAACAGGAUUUCCUCAGGCAAAAGAACUUGGCUUGGUAGUGUUCCAUGCAGGCACAGCGGUGAAAGACGGAAAAGUGGUGACCAGUGGUGGCAGAGUCCUCACUGUCACAGCUAUCAAGAAGGACCUCAUUUCUGGACUAGAAGAAGCCAACAGAGGAGCCCAAGUCAUUCGAUUCAAAGGGGCCAUCUAUAGAAAAGAUAUUGGUUAUCGGGCUAUAGAAUUCCUUAAGCAAUCCAGAGGCCUGACUUACAAAGACAGUGGUGUUGAUAUUGCAGCUGGCAACACCUUGGUUCAGAAAAUUAAGCCUUUAGCAGCAGCCACAGCCAGGCCAGGUUGUAAUGCUGAGCUUGGAGGGUUUGCUGGCCUCUUUGACUUAAAAGAGGCUGGGUAUAAAGAUCCAGUUUUGGUCUCCGGAACUGAUGGCGUUGGAACAAAGCUCAAGAUUGCGCAACUGUGCAACAAGCAUGACACGAUUGGCCAAGAUCUGGUCGCCAUGUGUGUCAAUGACAUCCUAGCGCAAGGAGCUGAGCCCCUCUUCUUCCUUGACUACUUUGCCUGUGGCAAACUGGAUGUUGGGAUGGCUCAGGAGAUCAUAGCUGGGGUUGCAGAAGCUUGUAACUUGGCAGGAUGUGCUCUUCUUGGAGGAGAAACUGCAGAAAUGCCCGGCAUGUAUCCGCCGGGCGAGUAUGAUCUGGCUGGCUUUGCAGUGGGAGCUGUGGAACGCGGACAGAUGCUUCCCAUGCUGGACAGAGUAGCUGAUGGGGAUUUGGUUGUUGGAAUUGCUUCCUCUGGCAUUCACAGCAAUGGGUUUAGCCUCGUGAGAAAGAUUGUUGACAAAUCAUCUUUAGAUUUUUCCUCGCCUUCCGUGGGUGGCUCUAGCAACCAGACAUUAGGAGAGCAGCUGCUUACACCUACUAAAAUCUACAGCAAGUUCCUUUUGCCCAUCCUCCGUUCCGGUUCUGUGAAGGCUUAUGCCCAUAUCACUGGCGGGGGACUGCUGGAGAACAUCCCACGAGUCCUCCCAGCAUCGUUUGGUGUCAUUUUAGAUGCUUUCAGUUGGAAGAUACCCAAGAUCUUCUCCUGGCUUCAAAAAGAGGGAAAUCUUUCAGAAGAGGAAAUGGCUCGAACAUUUAAUUGUGGAAUUGGUGCGGUCUUGGUAGUGCAAAAGGAGCUGGCAGGGCAGGUUCUGAGAGACAUCCAGCGGCAUGAAGAGGCAUGGCUGAUUGGGAAAGUUGUCCGUUGUCAAACAGGGUCUGCCCGUGUUGAAGUUAAUAACUUGCUCCAGGCCUUACAAGCCAAUAGGGUGGAGUCCUUCCAUAGUCAACCAAGGAAAACUCAGCCAAGAAAAACAAGAGUAGGUGUCCUCAUCUCUGGAACAGGUACAAAUCUGGAAGCUCUUAUAAACAGCACAAGGAAAGUGACUAGCUGUGCACAAAUAGUGCUUGUUGUUUCUAAUAAAGCUGGUGUGGAAGGGCUAGAAAAGGCUGAAAGAGCCGGCAUUCCUACAAAAGUCAUUGACCACAAACAGUACAGCAGUCGUACAGAGUUUGACAGUGCAGUUGACAAAGUCCUUGAAGAGUUCUCAGUUGAGCUGAUUUGCCUUGCGGGAUUUAUGCGGAUUUUGUCUGGUCCUUUUGUCAGAAAGUGGAAUGGAAAAAUACUGAACAUUCAUCCUUCACUGCUGCCUUCAUUUAAAGGAGCAAAUGCCCAUAAAUUGGUGCUAGAGGCUGGCGUCCGAGUCACUGGCUGCACAGUGCACUUUGUUGCUGAAGAAGUCGACGCAGGAGCCAUCAUUUUCCAAGAGGCUGUUCCGGUGAAGAUUGGUGACACAGAGAAGACCUUGUCAGAAAGAGUGAAGGAGGCAGAGCACAGAGCCUUCCCUGCAGCUAUGGAGCUCCUGGCAAGCGGUGCAGUACAAUUAGGAGAAGAUGGAAAGUUGCAGUGGAAUUCAGAACAACAGAACGGAAUAUCCAUGGCUCAGUAUCGGCCAAUUCACUUAUCCAUAGAAGAAGUCGACGCAGGAGCCAUCAUUUUCCAAGAGGCUGUUCCAGUGAAGAUUGGUGACACAGAGAAGACCUUGUCAGAAAGAGUGAAGGAGGCAGAGCACAGAGCCUUCCCUGCAGCUAUGGAGCUCCUGGCAAGCGGUGCAGUACAAUUAGGAGAAGAUGGAAAGUUGCAGUGGAAUUCAGAACAACAGAACGGAAGUGUUGAGUGCAAGGAGCAAUAA